Oldenlandia corymbosa var. corymbosa is the source of this 2136-nucleotide messenger RNA. The record is from the annotation of a GenBank genome assembly. Lineage: Eukaryota; Viridiplantae; Streptophyta; Magnoliopsida; Gentianales; Rubiaceae.
UUAGAAGGUUCGAAAGUUGGAUUUCUUCUUUUAACUGUUCACACACUGAACGUGUUGUGCGUGUCAGCGAAUUUUUUUACUAUCCCAAGUCCGAACUAACCUCGAACUGUACUUCCCAUUCGAAAUUUUCACUUUCCCGAGAAAAUCCCCUCAUCCGAAUCAACCGAUUCACUAUUCACCCACCCAUCCGAUGAUGAUGAUAUAAAAAGGGUCAAAUUCUAUUUUUAUAAAUCUCAGAUGAUUCCGACGACCACCGGACCAAAACUCAGAUCGCCGCCGCCGCCGUCCAAACUCUUCAGUAAUGUUAGUAAUUCUUCACACACCAAAAUGCCGCCUCGCAACAACAACAGAUCAUUCCUCAAACCGACACUAACUCUAGCUUCCGUCAUCUCCUUAUCCCUCUUCGUUCUCUACUUUGCUUUCUUCAGCCCAUUUUCUCCCAAUUUCAAUCACACCAAUCGAAUUGACAGUCACAGCAGCCCGGGUUCCUUGUCGGGUUCUCCGGGCAACGGCGAUGCUCGACCCGUUAAGAUUUACAUGUACGAUCUGCCGAGGAAGUAUACCUAUGGGGUGAUCGAGAGCUACGCCAAGGCCCGGGGCGGACCCGACCCGAAAGGGAAUGAUGCCUUGUUGAAGUAUCCCGGGAAUCAGCAUUCCGCCGAGUGGUAUCUUUUUCGUGAUUUGAAUCGGCCGAGUCGCGAGAGGGUGGACUCAGCUGUCACUCGGGUUGACGAUCCCGAGGAGGCUGAUCUUUUCUAUGUACCGUUUUUCUCGUCUAUAAGUCUCGUGGUUAACAUGAACAGACCCGGGGCGGUGGGCGACCCGGUUUUGUAUAGCGAUGAGGAGAUGCAGGAAUCUUUACUGGAGUGGUUGGAGAAACAAGUGUACUGGAAGAGGAAUAAUGGCUGGGAUCAUGUAUUUGUGUGUCAAGAUCCUAAUGCAUUGUAUAAGAUAGUAGAUAGGGUGAAAAAUGGGGUAUUGUUAGUUUCAGAUUUUGGGAGAUUGACUCGUGAGCAGGGCUCACUUGUGAAAGAUGUGAUCUUGCCAUAUUCUCAUCGAAUUAAUUCGUACACUGGUGAAAUUGGGGUAGAGAGUAGAGACAAGUUGCUCUUUUUCAUGGGGAACAGAUACCGGAAGGAGGGGGGCAAGGUGCGGGACUUACUAUUCCAGGUGCUCGACAAUGAAGUAGAUGUUUUGAUAAAGCAUGGUGCACAGUCUAGAGAGAGUCGUAGAGAAGCAACAAAGGGGAUGCAUACUUCAAAGUUUUGUCUUCAUCCAGCUGGUGAUACUCCAUCAGCUUGCCGUCUCUUUGAUGCCAUUGUGAGCUUGUGUGUUCCAGUUGUUGUAAGUGACUAUGUUGAGCUGCCUUUCGAAGAUGUAAUAGACUACAGAAAAAUUGCAAUUUUUGUGGAUACAAAUUCAGCUGUGAAACCAGGAUUCUUGGUGAACUUGCUUAGGACAGUAAGCGCCGAUCAAAUUCUGGAAUUCCAGAAAAAUUUAAAUGAGGUGAAACAUUACUUUGAAUAUGAGGAUCCUAAUGGGACAGUCAAAGAGAUAUGGCGCCAAGUCUCGCAGAAGUUACCCCUUGUUAAACUCAUGAUAAAUCGUGAUAAGCGACUUGUGACAAGGGACUUACAAGAGCCAGACUGUUCUUGUAUGUGUUCAAACCAGUCUGGUAUUCAUACAACAUCAUAACUUACAAUUUCCGCACGAUGACCAAAAGUAUGGCUAUGUAACAGUAUAAUAGCCAAGUCGCUUCCAUUUGUUGGCUGUAUAGGUGAUGGAUAUGGUGGCAGGCUUUCCUAUACAUUUCUCAGGACAUUGCUACAGAGUUUGUCACAUCCACAGUCCCCAGUGGUGGACAAUCUUCAGGGGUCGAAGGUCUAUAGGUGUUCCGGACGGGUGUAGGUUAUUUAUACAGUUCUCAUUAUCAGCACAAAAUAUACAAGUGAUAGAAAGAUGGAUUUAGAUGUUGUAAAAUUAGCUUGUAGAUUGUGACAUUAAAAUCAGAGUGAUAAAGCAAAAGUUUUGUUUACUUUGCUUAGUGAGGAAUUUAUAAGUAAAACAGGAUUAGAUAUUGUAUUUUUUAUCCCCUUUUUUUUUUUUGUUAAUCAACCAAAAAGUCACUCCCUUCAA